CUCACUGAUGUUUAUGGUUUGGAUAUUUGAAGAUAUUUGUUGCUAACGUGCACUUGGGUUUUUUUUAUCGAAUACUGUUUAUAGUGGCUACAGCUGGAACUGUGAAGACUGUGACUCUUCAGACGAGAGCCAGGGAUCGAGCGGAGAAUCUUCCCCAACAGCUGGUAGUUUCCAACAUCAGCAUCACCACAGUCACUCCCCGGAGCUGGACGAGGCACUGAUGGUCCUGGCAGACACGGCCAUGAGCUAUUCCGUCAGCAAUGCAGGCUAUCAAACAGCUGCAGCACCCCGUGCACUGGGCAAGGCGUUGCCUCAUGGAUCCAAGCGUCCUCUUGCCACUGGAUCUGAAGCUGACAUUGAUUCUCAGCAUUCUACCGCCGGCGAGGUUGGUGCGUCCUCAAAGGUCAGAGAGGGUAGGACCAAGAAGAUCAAGACGGAAGGGUCGGAGAAGCCAAAGACGACCAAGUCAAAGGCGAUGUCUGUGGCUCAGGAUGAUGACGCGGACAUGCCGAAGCCCAAAGUCAAGAAACGACUCGCCAAUGGAUCGGUUUCGAGUAUGCAGCCUGCCAAUGGAUCGGGUCAGCCCAUGGCGUCCAAACCGGCUGCGGUAGCACCCAUCAUUCGUGGCAACCUCCGUAUUUACCCUCCAGGUCCUCACAUUGCGCCCAAAAUCAGCAGCGUCUUGAUCAAGCAGAUCGAAGCCAGCGAAAAUGCAGUGGAGGCCGGAAAGCCCAAGACCAGCAAGAAAGCGACGAUGGGCAAGAUCGUGUCGCCGAUAAAGCAGGAGACAGAUGCUGCGACCCUCAGCAAGAAGGGCAAGUCAGAGUCCGCAUCCAAGGUUGCAGGAACAAAGACGAAAAAGACCAGUAUGGCCCCUACGCCAGCCAAGAGCAAGGUUGUCGCUGCGACGCUCAAAAAGAAGGUGGCCACAAAGGAAUCUUCCGAGCCCACUUCAGCAAAAACGACAAAGGUCAGCACAGUUACCAAGAUCACCAAGGUCACCAAGGUCACUACGAAGGCAAUAGGAUCAAAGGAGAAGACUAUUGUCAGGCGCAGUUCUUUGCCGGCAGUGCCUGUGCCCCCACCUCCAAAGCCAAAGGAGGUGAUCCGUUACACAGUCGGGGAAAAGACCAUCGAGGAGUUGACAGCACGAGACGAUGUUGAGAUCGAGAGGCGUGAGAAUGUCAAGUUCAGGAAGCUGCGUGGCCGUACACUGACGAUGCCUGCCCCUCCCCAGGAUGGGUUCGGUGGCGAGAGUACGCCUUUGGAUGACGCUGUAGGUGUUGCGACUGCCGAUCCGACCAAGGUGGCCGCAUAACAGGAUCAACGUGCAUCUGGUAGAGAUGCUGUGCUUGUCCUCGAAGCAUUCUUUGCUUAUUUAACCGAUUCUUUUUUCUUUCUAUU
Molecule: messenger RNA, 1404 nt
Organism: Gamsiella multidivaricata
Lineage: Eukaryota; Fungi; Mortierellomycota; Mortierellomycetes; Mortierellales; Mortierellaceae
Exons: 1
Coding region: 221-1318 (365 amino acids)
Source: RefSeq, a predicted model, not a curated record